This is a messenger RNA of Lottia gigantea (owl limpet), 417 nucleotides long. RefSeq lists its product as hypothetical. Lineage: Eukaryota; Metazoa; Mollusca; Gastropoda; Lottiidae. The transcript is spliced from 4 exons. The record is from RefSeq and is a predicted model, not a curated record. The annotation marks the transcript as partial. Gene Ontology annotation, cellular component: cytoplasm.
GAAGAUGUAGAAUUACAGUGGGCCAUUCAGGCUUCUAAUCAUGCUGAAACAUACUUUAAUAUUAUAACAGCAGUUGACCCAACCACAUUAAAACUAACCAAAUAUGAUGAUGAAAUAUAUAAGAAAUUUAAAGAUGAAUUUCCUGAUUUUAAAAUUGAUGUGAUAGAUACAGAACAGCUCAAAUCACCUGAAGCCAAAUUGAAAUGGCGACCAUUUUGUGAAGAAUUUAAGGAGGUAGAAGAUUAUAAUUAUGGUUCAUUGUUAAGAUUGGAUGCUACAAAAGAUUAUUCAGAAUCUAAUUCUAUCUUUGCUUUGAGAAUACAGUUCUUAGCUAUUGAAAUAGCUAGAAAUAGAGAAGGAUUAAAUUCAAACUUGAGAUUUACUAAAGGACAAACAGAGAAAAGUGAAACCUCGUAG